AUGGCUCCGGCACUCGGUAUUGUCCAGAGUGUCGGCAAGUCUGACAGCAACAACAGCAGCUUGGUGGAUAGAAUCCUGACCAGUAGCCAGUACUCCGAGCUUCGCCCGAGCCCAGCGCAGACGGGUGGCUUCCCCGCCGACAACAAGGAAGGCCUAGGGGAGGCUGAGCCCGACAGCAUCACCUGCUGCGACCUGACGCGCCAGCGGGGCACGCGAGAAGUCGGGCUCGAGCCCCUUGGCUUCCAGGGCCUCAUCGGCCGACAUACGGGCCACUAA
Molecule: messenger RNA, 276 nt
Organism: Gaeumannomyces tritici R3-111a-1
Lineage: Eukaryota; Fungi; Ascomycota; Sordariomycetes; Magnaporthales; Magnaporthaceae
Exons: 2
Coding region: 1-276 (91 amino acids)
Source: RefSeq, a predicted model, not a curated record